Daphnia pulex (common water flea) is the source of this 4301-nucleotide messenger RNA. RefSeq names its product RYamide receptor-like. Gene Ontology annotation, biological process: neuropeptide signaling pathway. The record is from RefSeq and is a predicted model, not a curated record. Gene Ontology annotation, molecular function: neuropeptide receptor activity. The transcript has 5 exons. Lineage: Eukaryota; Metazoa; Arthropoda; Branchiopoda; Diplostraca; Daphniidae. Gene Ontology annotation, cellular component: membrane. Bases 1072 to 2958 code for a protein of 628 amino acids.
AGUCGUCGUCUCACCCCACGUCAGUUCACACAGCUAUACUGGAUAGGGGCUGCCCAUUCCUUGUAUAGCCCAGCUUUUUUCUUAGAAAACCUACCCACGUAAUCUCAUCAACUGUAAUUUGGGUGCACCAUCACUUCUUAUAGGACAAGAGUGCCUGUAUAAUGACGACGGUUAAUCCAGCUUUUCGAUUGCUGCGUUUACUAUCUUUGGGCUUUUCAUCCCUUAUCGGAGAUUAGCUUUAGAGCCAAAAAGGCGCUAUACCAUAUCCAGUUGAUGCUGAUGUGUGCUAGGAUCAACGACGAUAAUAAUACGCGCGGUUGAUAUCAUCCCAACUGAUUUGCUCGUUUCAGUGCUGCUGGGUGAAUAGCAAUUCAUAUUGGCUGCACGCCAAUAUGAACCGUGAAGCGCUAGAAACCGACAAAAAGUGAACGUUAUUAUAUUCUCAUUAAAAAUUAAGGCCAACAAUUCGACUGUUGUGGAUUAUCUUGUGAACCGCAUUCGUUCGUUUAUUGUGCGCACACAAAUUGGUCGCUUCAAACUGGAAUUUCCCCCAGGCUGCUGUGAAAUGUUUGAAAAAAGGACGGCCGAGAGCUAUAGUCUUAUCGAGUAAAGCCCGUGAUUAAAGUUCACCAGUAGCGCCAAGGUAUAUCACCUCCUUCUAUUUCGUCCGCCUAUAUUUUCGUCGGGGUUUUGGCUGUGUCGAGAUAAGUGGGCGGAUUAAGAGAGGCCAGCAUCGUAGCAUCUUGCGUUCAUUCGAUCGGCCCAGUCAGCACAUCAUCGCUCAGACUAUUUCAUUAUUAUUACCUCUGUUUUUCUCGUCUAUUUCUAUUCUGCACGACAUCAUUGGGGGUGUAUAGGUCUCCGCCCUAUUGUGAUCCAGUGCGUCGGCGUCAUCUCUCACGGCGACUGUGCUGCUGCACAUCAAAGUUGAACGUGUCCUCGUGUUGGAUUGGGUUCGAUUGAACACAUUUCUCUGUUGGCGUCGGCAGCUGCUGCUCAUCUUUGACUCCUCACCUCCAGCCCAGCCCACAUGAAUUAAUUGUCCGAGUGAGAAAAAGAAAUAAAAAGGCCAUGGCCGUUUACGACGAUUGGGCCGUCACGGUCGAUUUGACUAUUGGUGAUGUUCAAAGUGCCGCUCCUAGCAUUAGCAUCAGCAGCGGAAAUAACGCAAGUGAUGUGAAUUUCCUGACAGAUGUGAUGCCGUCAGUCAAUAAUACCAGUUCUCAAUAUUACGACAAUGGCAGUUAUUCCGGCUGGAUGAAUAGCAGCACUUACUGCAGCGGCAGCUCAUUGACGGACGGUGGCGACAACGUGAAUUGCUCCUGGCUGUGCCCGCCCUGGAACGAGACGGAAGACUUUAGCGUCAACGCAUUCACGCCGUCAGCCUUUUUCCAGGUCAUCAUCUACAGUUUGUACAGUGUCGUGUUCGUGCUGGCCCUGGUGGGCAACAUGGUCGUCUGCGCCGUCGUUUUCACCAGCAUCCGCAAGUGGACCGUCACCAAUUUCUUCAUCGUCAACAUGGCGGCCGGCGACAUUUUGAUGGCCUUUUUCUGCAUCCCAUUCACUUUCUUGCCCACUUAUGUUUUACUUUAUUGGCCGUUCGGGGCCACCAUGUGCCGGAUCGUCAGCUUCUCCCAGGCCGUGUCCGUCUUCGUCUCUGCCUACACGAUGGUGGCCAUCAGCAGCGACCGCUACCUGGCCAUCGUCUACCCGCUCCGCCCACGCAUGACACGUAAACAGGCCAAGUGGAUCAUCGUGGCCGUUUGGCUGGCGGCCUUUGCGACGGCCAUGCCGUUGCUCCUCAUGUCGAAGCUCAUCAUCCCGGAGAAUAGCAAUUGGCACAUUUGCUCCGACCGUUACAUUUGCACUGAAGUGUGGGCCGACCCCAUCCAGCAGACGCAAUACACGACCGUCUUGUUACUUUUGCAGUACUGCUUCCCACUGGCCGUCCUUGUCUUCACUUACGGCCGAAUCGGACUGGAAAUCUGGGGCAAGAAGACGCCAGGAGAAGCUCAUCAGCACCGCGAUCUCCGAUUGGCACGCUCCAAACGCAAGAUGAUCAAAAUGAUGAUUAUCGUCGUCUUCUUCUUCGCCUUUUGCUGGCUUCCUUUCAACCUUUUGCAGAUCAUUGGAGAUCAGUACCCGGGCAUUUGGACGUGGAGUAAAAUCAACUUUGUGGCUUUCGCUUGCCAUUGGCUGGCCAUGUCGCAUUCGGCCUACAAUCCAAUCAUCUACUGCUGCUUCAACUCGAAAUUCAGACAGGGUUUCCAAGUGUUGGCCGUGCGUUGUGGCUGUCGCUGUUUGAUGGAGAGCGAACGGGAGUGGAACGACCGAACGGCGGGCGAUUGCGACUGUUGCGGCGCCCGUCUGAGCGGCACUCACGGGAGCGCCCAUGGCGAUCACGGCUGUGCCCCGCUCCAACGGGUCAACACCUACACGACCUGCACCGGCGGCCCCAACAACCAUUUAACUCAACCACAGCAGCAGUCGCAGCACAGCAAGAACUUGUCAUCGUGCCGCGUUCUAUUGCCCAGCAACCACCACCACAACAACCAGCCAUUUACCGGGCCAGCGGCCUACAAGUCCAGCUACUCGGGCCGUUUCCAGCAUCAGCAGGAAUCGGCCAGCAACGGCGGUCCUCCUCCAGCACGCGCAAGGUGUUGCUCCUCAUUCAACAGCAGCAGCGGUGCCAACUCAGCGCAGCGCCGCUACUCGCCGUCGUCAUCGUCGCCGGCCGUUUGCGGCGCUGUCGUGAACAGCAGCCGCUCCGCUUCUUCAGCAAUUCGCCCGCAGAAGUUUGUCUUCCGCACCAAUUUCCCGACCCAGCAGCAGCAGCAGUCGUGCCAAUCAGCCCAGCAGCAGCGGCUGCUAUCUGGUGCUGGGGCUGGUUCGCCCACGAGCCUCACCAUCAACCUCAACCCAUCCGGCGGCAACACCACGGCCGAAUCGCACAUUUAAAGGACAGCGGUAGUAGCAGGGCCCACCUGCAGGCCAGCAGUAGACGCAAGUCCCUCAUCAGCAGUGGCGGCCGGCCCAGCAACAAUUGCAAGAACAAAAGAGAUCUGUCAGCACAGUGGCAACCACCACCACCACGCCCUUCCAGGGUCUAAAAAUCUAAUUAGCCGUUCUUCUUCUCAUCUUGUUGUUUUUCUAUUUUUCAUAGCAGCAAAAGGUCGUGUGUUUAUCUAUUAUUAUUGGCUGGCUCUUCUCUUUGCCCAGCGUCAAAAAGUUGCAAUCCAGUCAGGCGUGAAUGACCCAUCUAGUCUUAGAUAAAUCCAUUUCGAGGUCUCCCAGGAAAUUUAUAACGACAGCAGCGCUCAACUUGGCAGCGCAAUAUCCCUCCUACAACUUUGAAAUUAAUUCUUGUUACAAACAUGUGAGGAAACUAUUAUUAUUAUUACAGAGAGAUCCGUCGUCUGUGUGUACAAAUGUAUGUAAAUGCGAUUGAAAAUCAAUGAGCCAAAUGGUUAAACAGAAUGGCCAAACUAUUUGGCCAAUAACUGCGCAUGAAAAGAGAAAGAUCAACUUUUUCUCGACGUCUUUCCCUUGACCCGUUUAUCUACCAACUGCGGAGCGACCCCGUCAUGUACAUGUAGGAGCGAUUCUAUUUCUUACUCUCCACCACGUCGUCGUCGGUUGGACUUUUGACCGACUCCAAGUCAAAGAGAAUGUGCCCUUGACCCUGUUUGGUUGUGUCUCUCCUUUUUACGAUUCGAACCGACAGUGUCGUCGUCGUCUAACGCCCUGAUUAGAUCAGACAGCGUUCGCCCUCAUUUCUCACCUUCUUCUUCUUUUUGUUUUUCGUGUUUGGUUUCAUCGCCAAUUUUGUGAUUUGGAGGAGGCUAUUAUGAUAAUAUCAGUGUCGGCGUAAUAUUACACCCGUGGCUCCCAGUCUAAGUCAAAUGGUUUUACACAAACGUGGAGGAAUGUACAAGAUUCUCUCUCUCAACUAUUGGCUGGCAAUCCAAACUUGAAAGCUAAACUAUAUAGACCCCUUGUAUAUUUAUAACUCGAGUCAUUUCUUUUUCAUGUCAAAGGUUCGUGAAUUUGCCAAAAAACAGAGACUCUAUAAACUAUAUAAUCAACAUGUUUCUCUCCUUCCACCCUGUACUCAAUGUUCUACUCUAAAUUGUAUUGUUUCUGAUCAAAUCGCUACCGACCUAUACCUGCAAUCCAUCAAUGGUGUCUACGCAUGCCUGUACGAAGAAGCUAAUUCACGUCGAUGUGUGUUAAACUGGAUCGUCAACACCUUUUGUACCUGCCCAAUACACAUGAGAAUAUGGAAACAUGUUACACAAUUA